Messenger RNA from Cygnus olor (mute swan), 3075 nucleotides. It is a transcript of the gene BMPER, whose product is annotated as BMP binding endothelial regulator. The transcript is spliced from 19 exons. Gene Ontology annotation, molecular function: protein binding. Bases 529 to 2655 code for a protein of 708 amino acids. The record is from RefSeq and is a predicted model, not a curated record. NCBI's taxonomy places the organism in Eukaryota, Metazoa, Chordata, Aves, Anseriformes, Anatidae.
GCAACAUGAAAGCUCCCUCGGGAGGGUUUUGUUGGGAGAAGUGAUGAACUUACAGGAUACAUGCAGUUGGAAACUUGGCUUUUGGCAAACAUACAAGCCUUUGCCUUUCUGUGCUUGGUAGAGGCCGCUGUUUUUGAACUGGAUUCUGGCUGGAGGGAAAAAUCUUAUGUCAGAAUAAGUGGGUGCUAAGUUGAACUUUUAUUAUCAUCAGCUAAUGGCUAACAUUAUUAACCAAGUAUGGCUGACCACUGGGAAAGUGUCACUGGUGAAAGAGCCAAAUGACAUAUGAACUAGAUAUUUGUGGACAUCAAACACUCCAUCAAGCUGAAUGAAGCCAGGCUGACCAGUAAACAAAAUGAAUGAAUAUACCCCCUCAAUAAGAAGCGAUACUAUGUGAUGCUUAUGCAAAGGAGCAGGUGUUCCAAGCAAUGAAGAAAAGGGCAAAUUCCUCCCCCAGAUACUGAUGCAAGCCCAAAGAAAGGCAAUGAGCUCACCCUGUGGAGCACUCACCAUAUUUUCAUCCCACAGAUGCUGUUUCAGAGAUCAUCACAAAGAGAAGACUCAAUGCACACAAUGAUCGAAACAUCGCCGUGGAAGGAAGAGGACCGGCGAAGCGGGCUGGUGUGUGACAGCAGCGGGGCCAGCCGUGCCGCACCGUCCCGGCGGUGGGAUGCGCACGGAGAAGCUGCGUGCGAAAACGACCCUGAAGCAGCGGAAAGCGGCCGUACGGGAUCCGUUGCAAAAUGUGAAAAUGAAGGGGAAAUUCUACAGAUACCAUUUAUCACAGACAACCCUUGUAUAAUGUGUGUUUGCCUGAAUAAGGAAGUGACAUGCAAAAGAGAGAAGUGUCCCAUGCUUUCCAAGGAGUGUGCUCUCGUCAUUAAGCAGAGAGGAGCUUGCUGUGAACGCUGCAAAGAUUGCAGUUUUGGAGGAAAGAUAUACAACAGCUCUAUGAAAUGGCACCUCCCUAACAAUCCCUGUAUUACAUACCAGUGCCAGGAGGGAGUGAUAAUAGAGUCAGAGGUACAGUGCGUUGUUCAUUGCAAAAACCCAUCCAAAGUUGCGGGGAUGUGUUGUCCUAUCUGUCCAGGUUGUAUAUUUGAAGGGAGACAUUACAAUGAAGGAGAAGAAUUUAGGCCUGAAGGAAAUAAAUGUACCAAAUGCUCUUGUAUUGGUGGCAGGACACAGUGCAUCCAGGAUGUCUGCCCCAUUCUCUCAUGUCCCCAGCACCUCAGUCACACUCCUGCUGGACAGUGUUGCCCCAAAUGCUUAGGACAGAGGAAAGUGUUUGACCUCCCAUUUGGAAGCUGCCUCUUUCACAGCAACGUGUAUGAUAAUGGGUCCUCAUUUAUUUAUGACAACUGCACAAUGUGUACAUGCAAGGACUCAACAGUGAUAUGUAAGAAGAGGUGCUUACUUCCUGGAGAAUGCAAUAAAAACAAAGACCAUUGCUGCAAGGAAUGUAUCUCCUAUAUCUUUCCUGAGGAAGAGAAAGUGUGCAAGUUUGGUAAUAAAAUAUUCCAGGAUGGAGAGAUGUGGUCCUCUGUGAACUGCACCAUCUGUGCUUGUGUGAAAGGCAAGACAGAGUGUCACAAGAAGCAGUGCAUUCCAGUCAGCAGCUGUCCUCAAGGUAAAAUCCUGAACAGAAAAGGAUGCUGUCCUAUUUGCACUGAAAAGCCUGGAGUUUGCACUGUCUUUGGAGACCCUCACUACAACACUUUUGAUGGACGGACAUUUAACUUUCAGGGAACAUGUCAGUACGUUUUGACAAAAGACUGCUCCUCCUCUGCCUCACCCUUCCAGGUGCUGGUAAAAAACGAUGCCCGUCGGACCCGUUCUUUCUCCUGGACAAAGUCAGUGGACCUUGUGUUGGGCAGAAGUACUAUCAGCCUCCAGCAGCACCUCACAGUGAAGUGGAAUGGGACCCGCAUCUCACUACCUUGCGAGACACCUCAAUUUCAAAUCGAUUUGGAUGGUUAUUUGCUGAAAGUGACAACGAAAGCAGGCUUGGAAAUCUCAUGGGAUGGAGACAGUUUUGUGGAAGUCAUGGCCGCACCACAUCUGAAGGGCAAACUCUGUGGUCUGUGUGGCAACUACAAUGGGCACAAGCGAGAUGACCUAAUUGGGGGGGAUGGGAAUUUUAAAUUUGACGUGGAUGACUUUGCUGAAUCGUGGCGUGUGGAGUCCAAUGAGUUCUGCAAUCGUCCGCAGAGGAAACCUGUGCCUGAGCUCUGCCAUGGGACAGUCAGAGUGAAACUCCGGGCUCACCGGGAAUGCCAGAAGCUCAAAGCCUGGGAGUUUCAGGGCUGUCAUUCAACGGUGGAUUAUACAACUUUUUACCGGUCCUGUGUGACAGACAUGUGCGAGUGUCCAGUUCAUAAAAACUGCUAUUGUGAGUCAUUCCUGGCCUAUGCCCGAGCCUGUCAGCGAGAAGGGUUGAAAGUCCAGUGGGUGCCUGAGCAGCACUGUGCAGCAACCCAGUGUAAACAUGGUGCAGUUUAUGAUACCUGUGGUCCAGGAUGUGUCAAAACAUGUGACAACUGGAAUGAGAUUGGACCAUGCAACAAGCCCUGCAUUGCAGGGUGCCACUGUCCAGCAAAUCUAGUUCUUCACAAAGGAAGAUGCAUCAAACCAGUCCUAUGCCCACAGCGAUGACAUUUGUUCUCUCUCAGUGGACACUAACGUGGGUGUCACUGACCCCCCUGAUGCUCACAGCCAGUGAAGGACUACAGCUGUUUGUGUGCAGAUUCUGCAAUGUACACGUCUACUCACAGAGUGUAAAUAUGGUCCUGUGUGUGUAUUUAUGUUUGUUUAUGUAUACACACAUGGCACCGACAAAAAUAAAUGUAUACUGUGUGUAUGUAGACACACAUAUCUAUACACAAGUGCCCUAAGCAUAAUUACAACCCAUAUAUUUAUAUAUAUGUACACACACACAAAUAUACAUCAUUUCUAUAUAUCACAGAAGGAUGAAAUAUUAUAUGUAUAUUUUUUGCUAUAAAGUUUAUGUAUUAUUAUUUCUAAAACCCUAAUCUGUAAGUCAUUGUAUAAAUAAACCAGGUGUUUUUAAUAUAA